AUGGCGUUGUUUUCGAGCGAAGAUGAUGCAUCAGAGAACAGAACAAAUCCGCUUUGGAAAGUUCUGCAAAAGUCCUUCGUGUCGUAUAAAAAACUCCAAUUCUCGAAACGAAUGUACGCGAUGAAAAACUCGAUAUUUUCGAGACGAAUACACGACGAGAGCAACAGAGGCGUCAGAAACACAGUCGUUAUGAUUUUAGGCGAGAGAAUGACCGCGUUCGAUCGACUCAUCAGUCGCGUGGAUGCGUUCUUUUUCAGCUCCUACGUCUCGGAAUUUCCACCCAUCGAGAGCAAAAAAAUGUUCCUCUUUACGAAUAAUACGAAUACUACCACGAAUACGAAAGAAACGACGACGAUGAAAAUGAAGUCCAUAGACUUCGUGGCGAACCAAGUGGGCGGGUACACCACGGAUUGCGGGUGGGGGUGCACGCUGAGGAGCGCGCAGAUGCUGUUCGGGGAAGCGUUGAUGAGGAGCGCUCGAGCGCGAAGAUUUAGGCGGAGGAGUUUAAGGAGAAGCGAAGAAGAUGUAAGCGAGGAGGAGGAGGAGGGAGAGGAGUUUAAGAGGAAGAAGGAGAUUGUGGAUAUGUUUUCGGACGAUAACGAUGACGAUGAAAACGAGGAUAAAAAGGAGAAGAAGAAGAAGAAGACAAAGAAUGUAUUCGGGUUGAGAAGAGUAUACGAAGGAGACGAGGACGAGAAUGCGUUGUGCCCCGGUCAGUGGAUGGCACCGUCCGAGAUUUGUAAACGAUACGGGAAAAUGAUGAAUAGGUUGGAUUCUUUUCAAAACGUUCGUUGUCUCAUUCUCGGCGACGGGUGCGGCGGAGGCGUGCCUGAGUUUUACCCGGAAAGAGUUCGAGAGGAAAUGAAAACGCACGCGGACAAAGACGUUUUGAUUUUAGUACCUUUACGAUGCGGCGCGAGCGACGCGAUUAAUCCUGAAUACGUGAAAUCGUUACAGAAAUUUCUAAGCGUGCGCGAGUGUGUAGGUAUCGUCGGAGGGAAGAAGACCGCGUCGUAUUACAUCGUCGGCUUUACGAGCGGUAAGAAGAGUAGUGAUAGUUAUAGCGGGGGAGAGAAGGAGGAAGAAGAAGAGGAAAAAGAAGAAGAGGAAAAUGAAGAAGAUGAAGAAGAAGAAGAAGAAGAAGAAGAAGAGACAAGAGCAAUAUAUCUCGACCCACACGUUGCGAAAGCGUACGUGUCACCUCGCGAGCGUUCGCGAGACGAAUCGACGGAAUCUGCGUAUUAUCGUUCCUUUUUCGGAAGCGCUUCGGAACACGGCAUUUUAUACACGCCGUUUCACGCGCUCGAUCCGAGCUUAGUCGUUGGAUUUUUAGUAGGUAACGAUACUAAUUACGACGAGAUGAAUAAUGCAUCUUCCUCCUCCUUGGACGCGUUCGUGGAUGUUUUGACGAAUAUUGAACGCGAGAGCGGAUCGACGCCCUUGAUUACGGUGGUUACCAAAAAAGUGUUGUCGAAGAAGAAAAUGAAUAGCAGUAUGAAUAGCAGCAGUUCGAAACGAACGGAAAACAACAAAAGAGGAGAGGAAGAGGACGAAGACGAUUGGGAAAUCAUCGAUGGUUGCGAAGGAGAAGAGUUUUAA
Bathycoccus prasinos is the source of this 1599-nucleotide messenger RNA. Its product is annotated as APG4C_XENLA Cysteine protease APG4C (ISS). The coding region runs from base 1 to 1599 and encodes 532 amino acids. Lineage: Eukaryota; Viridiplantae; Chlorophyta; Mamiellophyceae; Mamiellales; Bathycoccaceae. The transcript has a single exon. Gene Ontology annotation, molecular function: protein-phosphatidylethanolamide deconjugating activity. The record is from RefSeq and is a predicted model, not a curated record.